GCUGCAGUGUCACAGCUCGACAGCACCAGUACCAGACCGCCGACGAGUUGGAGCAUGGCAGAGGACACAACAGAAAAGCCUGAUUGUGCUGUACAUGAAGAUGUGGUGUGGCAUUGCACACAUGUUUCGCGAGAACGAAGGUGGGAGCUCAAGGGUCAACGAGGGGUUGUGUUGUGGCUUACGGGCCUCAGUGGUUCAGGAAAGAGCACCGUGGCUAACGCCUUGGAUGUCAAGCUUACGGCAGAGGGCCGGCACACGUACAUCCUCGAUGGGGACAAUGUUCGCCACGGCCUCAACAGCGGCCUAGGCUUCUCGCCGGAAGACAGGAGAGAAAACGUCCGAAGGGUGGCGGAGGUGGCCAGGUUGAUGGUGGAUCUCGGAAUCAUUGUGCUCGUCCCAGUAAUCAGUCCGUACCGCCAAGACCGAGAAAGGGCAAGAGGAAGGUUCAACAGCGGGGAGUUUGUGGAGGUGCACGUGUCUACGUCGCUGCAGACUUGCGAACAGCGAGACCCAAAAGACCUGUACAAGAAGGCACGAGCGGGCGAGAUCACGAACAUGACUGGCAUCGCUGCUGAUGCGCCGUACGAGGCUCCCGAGAACCCCGAGAUACAGCUGCUGGCGGAAGGGUGUUCGGUGGAAGCCUGCGUCGACAAUCUCUUGUCGUACUUGAGAGAGCGGGGCUACCUAAAUGUACAACCGCCGACUGCUGGUAGCAGUGGUGGCGGCGAUAUGUAG
Ectocarpus siliculosus is the source of this 735-nucleotide messenger RNA. Lineage: Eukaryota; Phaeophyceae; Ectocarpales; Ectocarpaceae. The record is from the annotation of a GenBank genome assembly.